AUGGCAGUUACUAUAACAGGGCUUAAGACUCCUCCCGUCCUACACAUUUUUAACAGGCGAUUUACUCUCCGACUGGCUAUUUUACUUUUAUUCUUGUUAAUUGUCUGCGUGAGCAACUUAUGGAAAAUCUUCACUCUAGAUAUAAGCGAAGAAGUAGUCAUGACGAACGAUGAUGAAGAGGAAAAAUUCAGGUUUGUUGACUAAUUGUUGCAGGCCCAAACCUGAGCAAAAUUUGAGGUUGAUGAGGAAGCAGUUUGUUCGAGAGUAAGAGGGGCUGGUAUGAUUUAUUUUCAAGUUACUUUUCCUGUUUAAACAUCCGCCUCGCUACUAAGGAAGAAUGAGUACUAAAGCUUUCGAUACUAACUAGUUUUAAAUUUGUUUGGGUCUGGAUGUUAGUCAUUAUCAGCCUCGUCCCCUGGCCAGGUCGGGCAGUGCCAGUGAGCGGAGGAAGCUAUGAACCGAGCCCAAGGAGAAUUUACCAUUUUCAUAAUGCUCCUUGUUUACUCUCCCCUUGUUUUUUAUUUCUCUUGGGACGACUUUAAUACCCAAGAGAAAUUGGAAACAAUGAUUAUGCAAAAUUUGGGGGGUAAACAAGGCGCAUUAUGGUCUAUAUGAAAAUAGCGAAUUGGGAAAUCACGAGGUCGACUAAGGACUAGGCUGCAGUGGUAUCUGAAGGUCACUACCGUCCUCCCCCCACCAUUGACCUAUCAAUAAACUUAUAUUAGUUAUCCUCGAUUUAUCGUAAUAGAUAGGACUAAAACUUUUACUCCCCAGUCAGGAGUCGCGUUUUAGAGAGCACUAUGUGCCUUAUAAAAGUGGAUUGCAAUCUAUUCUCCGCAUGAUAAGGAACCUACAUUAUAUUAUUUUAUUCGUGCGCAAUCUGUUUUCCUUGUUCGCAGAACAACUUCCAGAAACUGUCAACCCAAGCACAACGUACUUUUUCUAAAAACGCACAAAACUGGAAGCAGUACCUUGACCAACAUACUGAACCGCUAUGGGGACAUACACAACUUAACCUUCGCGUUACCGCAAGAUGGUCUUUAUAAUUUCUACUGGCCCUUACCAUUCGAGAAAUCAUUUAUAAAAGACAUGCAGGGAAAGCAACCUAACAUCUUGUGCCACCAUGCCAGAUGGAACAAGAAUCCAAUGAAGGAGUUGAUGGCCCUGGACUCAGUUUUUAUCACAAUACUUCGAAAUCCUGUCACGCAAUUCGAAUCCACUUUUUCCUACAUGGGGUUUGCACACCUUUUCGGAAUCGAAACAGGAAGAGAUUCCAUCGAAGCUUUUAUAACUGAUCCUAACGGUAUCAUGGCAAAAUUUGCAAACAGUUCACUAGCAGAAAAUGUCUUUCCUUAUCUUAAUUUGUUGAAAAAUGGGCAGGUUUUUGACUUAGGAUUGGCCAGUAUUCAUUUUCAUGACGACGAGAAGGUAAACAUGGCCAUAGAUGAGAUUGCUGCAAAUUUUAACCUAGUACUUUUGAUGGAAUAUUUCGAUGAAUCUCUCGUCUUACUUGCCAACGAAGCAUGCUGGGAUGUACGAGAUGUUGUGUACUUCAAGCUUAACCAGCGAAAAUCCGCAGACAAAGAAGACAAAUUUUCUAACGAACUCGUUGAAAAAAUUCGUUUGUGGAACCGAGCCGAUGUGCUGCUUUAUGAUUAUUUCAACAAAACGUUCUGGAAUCAAAUUAAAAAGUUAGGAUCCGCGUUUAAAGAUAUUACAAUGAAGUUUUGA
Molecule: messenger RNA, 1731 nt
Organism: Porites lobata
Lineage: Eukaryota; Metazoa; Cnidaria; Anthozoa; Scleractinia; Poritidae
Source: the annotation of a GenBank genome assembly